UGCCUGAUUUGAUUAGCUAAACGACGUCACGCCUGCCUUGUAACGUUUUACUUUCGAUUUUGGUCGCUGCGUACUUUUAUUUGGCCAUUUUGUCCGAAGUAGGAGACGUUUUAUUUAUUUUGUCUCAAGAAGUCUUCAGAAGGAGGAGAAACCAUGAAGGAGAUCGUGAUCGUCGCUGUUCUUCUCUGCCUUUCGAACUUCUCCUCGGCGACAAAAGCUUCACCAAAGGUCCAGGUCUACAGCCGCAACCCGGGAGAGUUCGGGAAAGCCAACGUCUUAAUCUGCCACGUCAGCGGCUUCCACCCGCCGGAGAUCCGCAUCGAACUGCUGAAGAACGAUGUGGAGAUCCCCGGGUCCAAUCAAACCGACCUGGCCUUCGAGGAGAACUGGCACUACCACCUGACCAGACAUGUGCCCUUCACUCCAAAGGAAGGAGACCGGUUUAAAUGCAGAGUGACCCACGUAGACGACACCAAGAUAUACGAGUGGGAACCGGAUAUGUAAACUCCACUCGCUUCAGCUCUGAUCUAAAAGACGAAGGUUGGACUUCAGCUCCUGAAAUCUAAACCUUCGGCAGCAACAAGCGAGAAGAAAAAAACCGCACUGAAAGGUGUUUCUGUGACGUGUUGAAGGCAGUAACACAAAAAAAACAACUGUUUGACUUUUUAACUAUUAAGGACUUCCUUAUAAAACUCAGGUUAAUCUGUGUUUAGCCUUUAGCUUUGGUUUUGUUCAGCGUGUUUUAGUUGGUGUCAGUCUGGAUCCAAACCAAAGCAGACGUUAUCAAUAAAUCAAUAAAAUCAACAAAAGGUAAUAAACAAACUUGUAUAAAUGAUUAAAGGUUAUCUGUUUAACUCUCGAUUAUUUCUGUAAAAUAAAAAAAAAGGGUGAAUCUCUUGUUCUAACAUUACCAUAAAUUUAGAUUAUUCUUGAGUUUAUUUUAUAUAUCGACGUUGAAAACGUAUUUUAGCUGUACGAGGAUAAAUGUGUGUAUCACGCAAAAGAAAUGUGCUGUUAUUAAAAAUCGAAGCGUUUUAUUAUUUUUCACUGUUUUUAAACAUGACCAAUUGAAAACUAUUGAACGUUUUGCUUUUGAUUUCUGGGGUUUUAUUUGUUCAUAUAAAUGACAUUUAUGCAAAAAUAAUGAUUGAAUGUUAAAUAAAAUCACAAAUAA
Nematolebias whitei (Rio pearlfish) is the source of this 1174-nucleotide messenger RNA. RefSeq names its product beta-2-microglobulin. Gene Ontology annotation, biological process: antigen processing and presentation of exogenous peptide antigen via MHC class II; positive regulation of T cell activation; peptide antigen assembly with MHC class II protein complex. Gene Ontology annotation, molecular function: MHC class II protein complex binding. The coding region runs from base 154 to 504 and encodes 116 amino acids. Gene Ontology annotation, cellular component: MHC class II protein complex. The record is from RefSeq and is a predicted model, not a curated record. The transcript has 4 exons. NCBI's taxonomy places the organism in Eukaryota, Metazoa, Chordata, Actinopteri, Cyprinodontiformes, Rivulidae.